Podarcis muralis (Common wall lizard) is the source of this 2688-nucleotide messenger RNA. RefSeq names its product interacts with SUPT6H, CTD assembly factor 1 (gene IWS1). Lineage: Eukaryota; Metazoa; Chordata; Lepidosauria; Squamata; Lacertidae. Gene Ontology annotation, cellular component: nucleus. Gene Ontology annotation, biological process: poly(A)+ mRNA export from nucleus. The record is from RefSeq and is a predicted model, not a curated record.
UUCCCCCUUCCUUCCUUCCUUCUCCCCCCCUCAAACCCCCCACCGCGUCCCGGUUUCUGCGGUGCUCGCCGCCAAGCUCGGAGCCCCGCCCCCUCCGCUGGUCGCCCUGUAGUAGUGGGAGGCGGGGCUAUGGAGACGGAGUAUUACGGUGGGGAACCGUCAGCGAUACCGAAAAUUGAUUUGUGCUUAGGCACGGCUAGCAGAAUACAAAAUGCAUGAUGGUGGAGCAACACCAGUGCAGGAUGAACGUGAUUCAGGAUCGGACAUGGAAGAGAACGGAAAUGAACAGCACUCUGGAUCAGAGAAUGGAAGCAUAGGACAACAUUCAGAGAAUGAACUUAGUGAUGGAGAAGAUGACAGACAAACUACAGAACACCCCAUGACAGACUCUGAAAACGAAGAUACUCCAAGGCAGAAACAUAGUGAUUCCGAAAACGAGGAUGCUCCAAAUGAUAAUGCCAGUGACUCAGAAAAUGAAGGGACUCAUAGAGGUAAAGACAGUGAUUCUGAUAAUGAGGAUCGCCCAGUUCACCAUGCCAGUGACUCUGAGAAUGAAGAUGCUGUAAAUAACCAGGCCAGUGAUUCUGAGACUGAGGAGCCUCCUAAAGGCCAUGGUAGCGAUUCUGAAAAUGAGGAGCCCCAGAAGCCCUUGGCCAGUGAUUCUGAAAAUGAGGAACCCCAGAAGCCCUUGGUCAGUGAUUCUGAAAAUGAAGAAUCACACAAAGAUCAUACGAGUGACCUAGAAAAUGAGGAGCCACAGAAACGUCCAGCCAGCGACUCAGAAAAUGAAGAGCAUCAAAAAUCGCAUGAUAGUGAUUCAGAGAAUGAAGUAGCUCCAAAACCUCUUGCCAGUGACUCUGAAAAUGAGGAGCCAAAGGUUCAGCCCAGUGACUCUGAAACUGAAGAUAUUACUGGAAACAAACCAGAAAUAGAGACCGGUGAUAGCAACAAAGAACAUAAAGAGGAUGAUGAGGAGGAAACAGAGAAUGGUGCUCAGCUUUCAGACAAUGAGCAACUAGGAAAAAGGCUUCAGGACUCUGACAGCGAGGAAGAAGACAGUCCUAAAAAACAGAAGCUAGUAGACAGUGAUGAGGAAGAAGGGAAAGAAGAGGAAAAAUUGACAAAGAGGAAAGCUACUGUCCUCUCUGAUAGUGAGGAUGAUGAAAAAACACCAGCUGUAAAAAAAAGCCGGAUAAUCUCAGAUGGUGAAGAAUCUGAUAGUGAUGCUGCAUCAGAGAAAUACGAGAAGCAAAAGAAACCUCUAGAAUCCGAUAGCGAGGAUGAGGGUGACAAGGCUGAUGAUGGAAAGAAGAAAGAAGAGAAGGAUCUUUUUGGGAGUGACAGUGAGUCAGGAAAUGAGCAAGAAAACCUUAUUGCAGAUAUAUUUGGAGAAUCUGGAGAUGAAGAAGAGGAAGAAUUUACAGGAUUUAACCAGGAGGAUUUGGAGGAAGAGAAAGGAGAAAGGAAAGGAGCAGCUGACGAUUCAGACUCUGAUGACAAUAUCAAAAGAGGAAAGCACAUGGACUUCAUGUCAGAUUUUGACAUGAUGUUACAACGGAAAAAGAGCAUGAGUGGCAAACGCCGGCGCAACCGUGAUGGUGGGACAUUCAUUAGCGAUGCUGACGAUGUAGUCAGCGCUAUGAUCGUGAAGAUGAAUGAAGCAGCAGAGGAGGAUAGGCAGCUGAAUACACAGAAGAAACCAGCACUAAAAAAGUUAACUUUGCUGCCAAUUGUUGUUAUGCACCUUAAAAAGCAGGACCUGAAAGAAACUUUCAUUGACAGUGGUGUGAUGUCAGCCAUCAAAGAGUGGCUUUCACCACUACCAGACCGGAGUCUACCAGCACUGAAAAUUCGUGAGGAGCUUCUGAAGAUUCUGCAAGAGUUGCCUAGUGUAAGCCAAGAGACCUUAAAGCACAGUGGGAUUGGACGAGCAGUGAUGUAUCUCUACAAACACCCUAAGGAGUCACGACCCAACAAGGACAUGGCAGGGAAGCUAAUUAAUGAGUGGUCUCGGCCUAUUUUUGGUCUAACAUCAAACUACAAGGGAAUGACCAGAGAAGAAAGGGAACAGAGGGAUCUGGAGCAGAUGCCACAGCGAAGGCGGUUGAGCAGCUCUGGUGGUCAAACACCCCGCAGGGACUUGGAGAAAGUAUUAACAGGGGAGGAAAAAGCGCUAAGGCCUGGCGAUCCAGGAUUUUGUGCUCGUGCAAGAGUUCCAAUGCCCUCCAACAAGGAUUAUGUGGUCAGACCCAAGUGGAAUGUGGAAAUGGAAUCUUCUAGGUUCCAGGCAAGCUCCAAGAAAGGGGUCAGCCGCUUGGACAAACAGAUGCGGAAGUUCACAGACAUCAGGAAAAAAAGCAGAACGUCCCACGCUGUGAAAAUCAGCAUUGAAGGCAAUAAAAUGCCAUUGUGACUCCAUCCAGGAAGGAUAUUUUCUGAAUUCUGCUGUGAGAAUUGCACCUACAGACUCUUGGAAAGAUGUCUACAUUUUUUUAAACGAACUCUGGGUGUUUUUUUUAAGUGUAUCUUCAGAUUGUUGGUUCAGAUGGUAGUAAUACAUGUUGGCGGAGGGUUGUGAACCCUGGAUGUUGUUCAUUAUGAUUGUAUUUAACCUGGUCUCUUGUGUCCUUUGUACAGAUGAAAGCUUGUAUUGCUACAGACCUCAGACAUUAAAAUCUUUCUGAUGUG